This is a messenger RNA of Podarcis raffonei (Aeolian wall lizard), 2296 nucleotides long. It is a transcript of the gene TM7SF3, whose product is annotated as transmembrane 7 superfamily member 3. The record is from RefSeq and is a predicted model, not a curated record. The coding region runs from base 23 to 1714 and encodes 563 amino acids. The transcript is spliced from 12 exons. Lineage: Eukaryota; Metazoa; Chordata; Lepidosauria; Squamata; Lacertidae.
GCGCGGAGAGGCGGCAGACACCAUGGGGCUCCUCGCGCUGUUUCUGGUGCUCGGGUGCUUUUACAGGUACGAAGGUGCAGAGGACGCCGCGGCAGGCCCUCUCUUGGAGCUCUCUUUGGGGAAAUUUAAGAAUGUGUUGCUGAACGAAACCAUUCCAGCUGAAGCAGUGUUGAGGAAUAUUGACAGCAAUGUGACUGUCAUUAUCUUUCAGAUCCACACCCACCACAAGAAUGUGACUAUUUCCUUUGAUAAGAAACCUUCCAGCAACAACUCUGGGGCCGGGACAGACAAAGGCCUGGUUUCUGUCCUUCGGCCUCUGCAGACAGUGUGUACGUGGUACUUGCAAGCUGUGGGUGCUGACCAGGUGUUGAGCACAGCUGUUUCUUUCUCUUAUGCUGAAAGAGAUCCAAUCCCUGGAGGCUGCAACAUGGAAUUUAACUUGGAAAUUGACCCCAAUAUUUAUUUAGAUUAUAACUUGGCUGAGACACACAUUAAAUUUGCCCCAGCAAAUCUAGGAUAUGUGAGAGGUACAAACCCACCAUUGUGUGAUUUGGGCAGUAGCUCUAGGUGGCGACUAUCUUAUGAAGUCUAUCAGUAUUUCUUGCCAGAGAAUGACUUGUCUGAAGCAUCGUUUGUGAGCCACAUGAGAAAGAUGUCUGAAGUGCAAAGCAUCAGAAGGCAUGGCACUAAAAUGAUGACCUUAGUGAACCAAGACAAAACUGACUUGUACUUCUCCUCGCUUCCUGGACAAGGAGUGAUCUAUAAUGUCAUAGUAAAGGAUCCACUGUGGAAUACCUCUGCUGCCUAUGUGCCUGCUCAUACGUACAUGUGUAGCCUUUCUGGCUCGGUGGAUAACUGUUCCUCUCUUAAGAGACUCUCCACCAAAAUAUUUUUCACUGUGCUUGCUGUCCUUGGCCUCUUCAUCUGUUUUCAUGGACACAGAUUCUGGAAAACAGAUUUAUUCUUCAUGGGCUUCAUCUUUACGGCAUUCUUUUUCUUCAUAACCAUUUCGAGAACAUCUGCUCUCAGUUAUGAUGUCAACCUUGGUCUUACUGCAGUCGCUGGAGUUCUUGGAGGUCUCCUCUUGGUCGCUUACUGGUGGCGAUUUGGCUUUGUGGUCCUCUGCAUGUUGAUUGUGGGGCUUGUGCUGGGCUUCCUUGUCGCCUCUACAGUUUUCUUCACUCCAAUAGGAGACUAUAAAGUUUUCCAAGAUGAUGCAGUAUUCUGGGUGACCUUCUCUUGCAUUGCCUUGAUAGUCCCAAUACUUUUUGUUGGAUACCCCAGAGUUCUGAACAUCUUGACAUGUGGCAUUAUAGGGUCCUACACCAUAGUCUUGGCUACAGCGUGUUACUUGUACACAAGUCUCUCUUACAUUAGCAUCGACCUGCUCCGGAGGAUUCUAGAUGAAAACUUCAAAAGAGCUUUCACCAAUGUGCCCUUUCAGCGUAACGACAUCAUACUCUUGGCGGUCUGGGCAAUGCUGGCCAUUGGAGGAAUAACGAUACAGCUGCGCAGAGAGAAACGCGAAGCCCCUUUUCCACCACAUCCCUACCUGAUAUGGAGGCGUGAAAGAGAGCGCAGGAUAACUAACAUCCUAGAUCCAAGUCACCACGUCCCUCCCUUGAAAGAAAGAAUUCAUAGCAAGCUAUCUCAGAUCAAGGACUUUUUCCAAAAAGAGCAGCCAGCAGGGGAGAGAACACCACUGCUCUUGUAAACUGUCAUGCAGCUGGGAAGACUUGGGAAAUGCAGGCAGAGAUUUUUCUGGAGCCAGCAGACACCCAGUGGUGCUGAGAACUUCCUCUGUCACCUUGCCUUGCUAAGCAGAAAUAAGAAUGAACUGGAAGAAGAUCAACACUAGUUUACUUAUAGUAGUCCUGCUUGAUUGUUUGCUGUGGCACACAGGCACUUGCAUCUGUGGUAGUUCGCCACAAGGAUGGAGUAUACGUAUGUGCAAUGUGUGAAAAUAUGGGGAUGGGUGGGUAAGAUGGGGAGAGAAUGUAAUGGACAGGUGUGCAACUUCAAAAUCCUGAGAGAUGGAAAAUGGACACUUCAAGCACACACAUGGUUCUCUUCAAGCACAGUACACCCUUUUAACAAGUGCCACAUUGUGAACAAUCAUUUCUGCUGUACAGACUAUGGCAGGAAGGGGGGGGGGAAGAAUAAUUGGAGACUGACUGCAUAUGGAAAAACAGCCUCUUGCUGACUGUGGCACUAUUCAUUCUAAACUUGCACUGUUGCUGCUAGCCAAUACCUUUUAAGAUGUCAAGCUGUACUAAAAUAUUUUUUGAUCCUUUAA